Trichophyton benhamiae CBS 112371 is the source of this 1758-nucleotide messenger RNA. RefSeq lists its product as uncharacterized. Gene Ontology annotation, molecular function: anaphase-promoting complex binding; protein binding; ubiquitin ligase activator activity. The record is from RefSeq and is a predicted model, not a curated record. Gene Ontology annotation, biological process: positive regulation of anaphase-promoting complex-dependent catabolic process; positive regulation of ubiquitin protein ligase activity; anaphase-promoting complex-dependent catabolic process. Gene Ontology annotation, cellular component: anaphase-promoting complex. NCBI's taxonomy places the organism in Eukaryota, Fungi, Ascomycota, Eurotiomycetes, Onygenales, Arthrodermataceae. Bases 1 to 1758 code for a protein of 585 amino acids. The transcript is spliced from 4 exons.
AUGGCGGAGACAGGGCCUAAGCUAGGCCGCACUCGCGCAUCUGCUGCUCGCAUGGCCAAAGCAGAUACCCUUGACGCCGGCAUGGACAGGAAGCCCAUCUCCCCGCCAGCGUCCAACUCGCCGCCCCCAAGCCAUGGGAUCAAGUCCAAGUCGGCACACAGCACAGCUCGAUCUACCAGACAGCGCUCCCGGACCGGCUCUGAACCGGUGAAUCCAGAUGCCUUGGCUCGAGCGCUGCAGGACUUUGAAGAUGCCGGCCGCCAGCGUGAGAGUACCCCGGGCAGUAGCCCAAGCCGGAAACGACAAAGGGUUUAUGGUGACAGAUUUAUCCCUAAUCGUGAAGGACAAGACCUGCAGGCUGGGUUCAGCCUGCUUCAUGAAGAUGGAUGUCCAUCAACACCUUCAAAGACAAAGAAAAAGUCAACGCACGGCGAAAUCCAUUCACAAAAGACGGAGGAAGCCAACCGAACAUACUCCAGAGUGCUGCGUAAUGAGUUCUUUGGCUCUACAAUCCCCCAACCUGAUAUACAUUCCCUCUCCCCUAACCCACUCCCCGGACGCUCGAGUGCUUCUCGGGAUUUCGCCUCUAAUACCCCUCAGUCACAUAAGCUUGCUAUGUCCCUGCCCCCGGCCAGCAUCACGCCUUCAACCCCUAGCAAGAAUCUACUCUCCUACACGUCUCCCAGGAAUGCAUCCGGAAACCCUACCCCUUCCCGAACACCCCGCAGCCAGCAUGGCCCUAAUUUCGACGCCCGCUCCGAGUUGUACAGCCUUUCUCCCAUCCGAUUUGACAGCCAACAAAUCCUCCAGAGUCUCCGAAAACAGCCCAGAUAUGUGAACAAAGUGCCCUUCAAGGUCCUGGAUGCUCCUGAUCUCACAGAUGACUUCUACCUAAACCUCGUGGACUGGGGUAGCAGUAAUAUAUUGGGAGUUGGACUAGGAUCCGCUGUCUACAUGUGGGAUUCUAUUAAUGGUCAUGUUACAAAACUUUGUCAACUAGAUGACGAUACAGUGACCAGUGUCAAUUGGAUCCAACGGAUUUGGGAUGCAGAGCAUUGUCGCCGAUUACGGACAAUGACAGGACAUACUCUCCGUGUUGGAGCACUAGCUUGGAAUGACCAUAUUCUCACGUCAGGGUCCCGUGAUCGCCUAAUAUUUCACCGAGAUGUUCGCUCUCCCGACCAAUAUCUCCGCCGACUUGCAGGGCACAAACAAGAAGUUUGUGGCCUCAAGUGGAACACAGAUGACGGUCAACUAGCAUCUGGAGGGAAUGAUAAUAAACUAAUUGUUUGGGAUAAACUGAACGAAGCACCCUUAUACCGAUUUACAGACCAUACUGCUGCCGUCAAGGCCAUCGCAUGGUCUCCUCAUCAGCACUCACUCUUAGCCUCCGGAGGAGGUACAGCGGAUCGCACAAUAAAGUUCUGGAACACGUCAACAGGCUCCCUGAUAAAAGAAGUCGAUACUGGAAGCCAGGUCUGCAAUUUGGCAUGGUCCAAGAAUUCGGAUGAGAUUGUCAGCACUCAUGGGUACAGCCAGAAUCAGAUCGUGGUUUGGAAAUACCCACGAAUGGAACAGGUCGUCUCGCUAACUGGCCACACUUUCCGAGUCCUCUAUCUCGCCAUGAGUCCCGAUGGCCAGACAGUUGUAACUGGUGCUGGCGACGAGACUCUGCGGUUUUGGAAGAUAUUCAAUAAGAAGGGCCUUAAACAACAGGACCGUGAGAGCAAACUGGCUAGCUACACGACAAUACGGUAG